Messenger RNA from Lasiosphaeria miniovina, 1320 nucleotides. RefSeq lists its product as uncharacterized. The transcript has 5 exons. NCBI's taxonomy places the organism in Eukaryota, Fungi, Ascomycota, Sordariomycetes, Sordariales, Lasiosphaeriaceae. Bases 1 to 1320 code for a protein of 439 amino acids. The record is from RefSeq and is a predicted model, not a curated record.
AUGGGUCAAACACGGGCGGCCCUCGUCGCCUCCCUGCUCUCCCUGCCGCCGCAAAUGGCCUGCGCCGCGCCGGUCCUCGCACCCGACCUGCAAGGGCCAGCAUACGCUCCAGCUUUUGCGUUCCCGACCGUCAACCCUGGCUCGCUCCCUCCUGGGUUCUUUGAUGGCUUUGACGAGAUCCUCAACCACGCCGAGGGACGCGCGGGGUGCUUUCGACCUAACAAUAGCAACAACAAUAACAACGGCGGCGGAGGAAUAGUUCGGGGACAACGGCAAGGUGACCGCCAAAGCCAGAGCCAAAACCAAAGGCAAGACCAAAACCAAAGGCAAGACCAAAACCAAGACACCAGCCGCAGCCGCGGCGCACCACUGAUCGACUUCCGGCCGACGUUCAACGCGCCUGAAUGCAUCGGCCGUGGCAUCAGCGUAUGCGACCCGAUCCGCGUCAACCGCACGUCCAUCAACGACACGUCGAUUCGGACUAGCGGCGGCGGUGGCGGCGUGAAUAACGGGGAUAUGAGCGGUGGUGGCGGUGAGUUUGAGGUCGGAGGCGGCGCGAACGGCUCUGUCUCUGGCGGGUUCGGAAGCAGUGGCAACAGCGGAGGAGGGAGGUCACAAGAUGGUUUCGGAGGAAAUGGCAGCAUCGGCAACGGCAAUGGCAACGCAACGGCAACGGUAACGAUCCCUACGCCCUCGUGGCAGCACUCACGCGGCAAGAGUGCGACAAGCUCGGCCGCAGGGCUGCUUGGGUCUCAGACAGAAGAAAACCCAAACCAAAAUGGCGGGGACAACUCGAGGGAGGCAGGGAGCGGCGUCAGCCCGCAGAGUCGACCAUCACGCAACCCUCCCCCAGUCCGGUCCAAGACACAAAGAUCAAGGAACAGCGACAGGAACCAGUUCAUGGAGGACGUGCUUGGCGGCUCGCUGCGUCAUCUGGCCUCGGCACCACCAACACCAACAGACUCAUCGACGAGGCAAGUCGAUUUGGAUAGUCUGGCCACUCCCCAAGAAACCGAGAAUAAGGCGGAGGCCGAUGUGACGCAACGACGGAGAGAUUCUGGUCCUCCCAACGACGCCGAAGCGGAUUUCAUCACAAGAAUUCCCCUGAUGUUUCUUAUCAAGGCACUGCGAACCGUCUUCACCAUCUCCAUCCCGUUGGGCGCUCUGCCCACCAUCUUCUCGUGCUUCAUUGAGUGGAAGUCAGUCACGAUGGCCAAGGUCGGGGACCAAGGCGCAAGGGAGGGAAACAGCAGCGGCAGCGGUACCAGGAGCAGCAAAAACAGCGUCAGACCAAGCACGGGAAAGAAGGUUCCAUUAUAA